AUGCCCAUGAACAGAAAUGCUCGGAUGGUGGAGUGUGGAAUGGGUUCAAUGCCCAUGAUGGACUCAACGAGUGGUUUUCAAAAUGAGUUACAGGACGGGAAUCACGCGAUACUGAGAAUGGACACGGAUCGAUUUGAUAUGGACCCUGCAAACCGAAAUCAGAAUCGUAAUCGAGGCAAUUAUCGUUGUAGCAAGUGUGGUGAACCCAAGAAGGGCCAUGUAUGUCCAUUGGUACCGUCAAAUUUCAAAUGCAAUCGUUGUGGACUUUCAAGAAAAUCAUGUUCUUGUGUUGCGCCGGCGCUGCGUUCGAUUGGUGUCCAAGUGGAAAUGGACCAAGACAUGACCACACGCGAACUCGAUCUUAGUGUUCAGGGUGUCGAGGAAUUUCACAAAGCGACCGCAGGCUGUAGUACUCCCAAUAGUUCGUGA
Molecule: messenger RNA, 429 nt
Organism: Peronospora belbahrii
Lineage: Eukaryota; Oomycota; Peronosporomycetes; Peronosporales; Peronosporaceae
Source: the annotation of a GenBank genome assembly